Messenger RNA from Closterium sp. Naga37s-1, 759 nucleotides. NCBI's taxonomy places the organism in Eukaryota, Viridiplantae, Streptophyta, Zygnematophyceae, Desmidiales, Closteriaceae. The record is from the annotation of a GenBank genome assembly.
AUGGCGCGCUACGACCGCGCGAUCACGGUGUUUUCCCCGGACGGGCACCUGUUCCAGGUGGAGUACGCCACGGAGGCCGUGUCCAAGGGCACCACGGCCGUCGGCGUGCGCGGCACGCACACGCUCGUGCUGGGCGUCGAGAAGAAAUCCACCGCCAAGCUGCAAGACGCGCGCACGGUGCGCAAGAUCCACCGGCUGGACUCGCACGUGGCGCUGGCGUUCGCGGGGCUGACAGCGGAUGCACGUGUGCUGGUGAACCGCGCGCGCGUGGAGUGCCAGAGCCACCGCCUGACGGUGGAGGACCCCGUCACCGUGGAGUACAUCUCUCGCUACAUCGCUGGCGUGCAGCAGCGCUACACCCAGAGUGGAGGAGUGCGGCCAUUUGGCAUCUCAACGCUCAUCAUCGGGUUUGACCCGCACUCAGGGCGCCCGUCGCUGUUCCAGACGGACCCUGCAGGCACGUUCACGGAGUGGAAGGCGAAUGCGACGGGGCGCAACAGCAAGACAGUGAGGGAGUACCUGGAGAAGAACUACAGCGAGACUGAUGGGGACGAAACUGUCAAGCUUGCCGUUAAGGCCUUGCUCGAGGUGGUGGAGAGUGGUGGCAAGAACAUCGAGGUGGCAGUGAUGACUCGUGACAAGGGGCUGCGCAUUCUGGCAGAGAGCGAGGUGGAGGUGAUAGUGGCGGAUAUAGAGGCGGAGAAGGCUGCAGCGGAGGAGGCAAAGAAAGCAGGCAGGGGCGAGCGGACAGCCUCAUAG